Molecule: messenger RNA, 2751 nt
Organism: Pestalotiopsis fici W106-1
Lineage: Eukaryota; Fungi; Ascomycota; Sordariomycetes; Amphisphaeriales; Sporocadaceae
Exons: 3
Coding region: 1-2751 (916 amino acids)
Source: RefSeq, a predicted model, not a curated record
AUGGGCCUCAAGUCAUACUUUACUCCCGGCAAGGGGGCCAACGCGAAGGAGGAAGAAAAGGGACAUGUCAAGACGAUAUCGAUCACCGACACCGCUGCCAUGGCCAUGACCGAUGUUGGUCCGUCUGGAAAGACGAGUCCUCCUCUUCCCAGGCCUACUCCUAUCCCUGGAACACCCGACCUGCUGACCCCCAGCGGUAACGGCAGUCCUUAUGGUUCUCGUCCAGGCUCGAUCUAUUCUCGGCGAACACUCUACCCAGCCGGUGACUUUCGAAACACGGCAAGAGACAGUCUGCUUGAUGUCAAGACAGAUGUCAUGUGCAGCUGGCUCUAUCAACGACAAAUGGAGAAACAAUACGUGACUGGUAUGCUCCCGGGUGAAGGAGUAGUUAUCAAGAAGGGAAAGAACAAUUAUACUUGUUGCCCACCACAGCUCCGAGACUUGCCAGGAAACCUGCAUGACAUGGCUAUGCAACUCAACGUCCGAUGUGCCAUGACGGUAAAUACCAGAGUUGUCAAUGUAAUUCUGAGCUCCAGGAGAAGCGCGUUCGAUUACAUCCCCUUGCCCGAUGGCCUCCGAUUGCAGGUCCUGGCAACCAUGACCGACCUUCCCCGCUGCCAAAAGCAUCACUUUGCUGCUUUUAUUCAGGAUUCCGGCAUACUAGUCGUCUGGGAAGACGAGCCUCAAAAACUGCUGCCCAGAGCAGAAGCUAUUGAGCGACAGUUGAUGAGAAUGAUCUGGGGCACUGGCAACGAUGAAGACGAGGAUGAUGAGAAGAAUCAGGUCGAGGUUGGCGUAUCGGCCGUCGAUCUCGAAGCUUCCCUCGAUGGGGAGGUCAGGAAGACCAAGCUGACCAGCGCCAUGAUUGUCGGACUCACAAUGGCACUUUCGAUUACUUGCGUCGGUGUAGGUCUCCGCAAUAUCGUAUACGAGCUCUCUGUGGACGGCUCCUAUACCCGACUGGCUCUUCUUGCUGUGGUCCCUGUGCAGAUCUUUAUCUCUCUGUUCUUCUUCCAGACAAUCAUUGUCAACUUAUUCGAGGUCUUUGGGCCCAUUUCUGCUGUGGACAAGAAUUCCAAAUACUAUUCAGGAAAGGCACCAAGACGUUUGGACCGCAACUUCACUGCCCUGCCUCACGUUACAAUUCAGAUGCCUGUCUACAAGGAGGGUCUCAACGGUGUCAUCAAGCCCACGAUCGCCUCAGUCAAGCAGGCCAUUUCAACCUAUGAGAUGCAAGGUGGCACGGCCAAUAUCUUCAUUAAUGAUGAUGGUAUGCAAUUGAUUACUGAGGAGCAGGCCGAGGCGCGCCGUGAGUUCUACGAGGAAAACAACAUUGGCUGGGUGUCCAGACCCAAGCACAACCCCAAGCCUGCCGAGGGUGAAAGCGUUUUCCUGCGACGAGGAAAAUUCAAGAAGGCCUCGAACAUGAACUACGCCCUGAUGGUCAGCAACCGUGUCGAAGAUAAACUGCUUCAAGUCUCACGUGCACCGACCUGGUCUCAGGAUGACGAAAACGCAGCUUACAACCAGUGCCUCGACGAGGUCAUUCAGGAGGAUGAGGGCCGAACCUGGGCUGAAGGCAACAUUCGCGUUGGCGACUACAUUCUGAUCAUUGAUUCUGACACACGUGUGCCUGGGGACUGUCUUCUGGAUGCUGUCAGCGAAAUGGAGCAAUCACCCGAGGUGGCCAUCUUGCAGUUUACGUCGGGCGUCAUGCAAGUCAGCACCUCGUUUUUCGAAAGUGGUGUCACUUGGUUUACACAGCUCAUCUACUCGGCCAUCACCUUCACCGUCGCCAAUGGAGAUGCCUGCCCGUUUGUCGGCCACAAUGCCAUGUUGCGGUGGUCAGCUAUCCAAGAUGCCGUCGCCUACCAGGACGAGGAUGGUUACGAAAAGUACUGGUCUGAGUCUCACGUGUCCGAGGAUUUCGAAAUAUCCAUGCAGCUUCAAUGCGCAGGCUACACCCUACGCUUCGCCGGGUACACUGGGGAUGGCUUCAAGGAGGGCGUCUCUCUUACUGUGUACGACGAACUGGCCAGAUGGGAGAAAUAUGCCUACGGCUGUAACGAGCUCCUGUUCCAUCCUCUUCGAUACUGGAUCACUCGCGGCCCCUUUACCCCCUUGUUUAGAAGAUUCAUCGGCUCGUCCAUCGCCCUCCCCAAGAAGCUCACUAUUCUUGCUUACAUCGGUACCUACUACGCCAUUGGUGCUGCUUGGCCGCUCACUUUGUUGAACUACUUCAUUUCUGGAUGGUUCUUUGGAUUGCUGGACAAGUUUUACCUUGAUUCGUUUGCUAUCUAUGUCUCGAUCAUUGUCGUAUUCACAGCUUUUGGCAACUUUGCUCUUGCAAUUCUCCGAUACAGACUCAAUGAGCAAGGACUGCUCGCAGCCUUUUGGAACAAUAUGAAGUGGAUUCCCAUGUUCACCAUCUUCCUCGGCGGCAUCCAGCUGCAUGUGUCACAGGCUCUCUUGUCGCACUUCUUCGGCAUUGAGAUGAACUGGGGCGCCACGGCCAAGGAAAUUGAAGACGUCAACUUUGUCGAGGAGAUUCCGAGACUGCUCAAGCGAUUCAAGGGUACCUUUAUCUUUGUUCUCCUUAUGACCGCCCUUAUGGUUUGCGGUUCCUUUGUCUUUCCAUACCAAUGGCGCAUCAACGACUUUGCGGCCAUCUGGCCACUGGGAAGCUGCACGAUCACGCACUUCUUGCUGCCAGUGGCGCUCAACCCUGCCCUGAUGGUGUUUGCCUGGUAG